AUGGACACAGAGCUUGAUCACAUCAUCUACACUAUCCUUUCUCUUGAAGAAGACUACCCAAUAUCGUCUCCUCCCCUGAGCAACCUGAAUAAUCAAGUUAGCCCCAUUGGAGAACUGCCCAACCUUCUUUCAAUCAUGAACAUUUCAGAGCCACCUAAGGUCUCAAAUGUUUUAGAGCAGACUCUGCUAGAACUCUUCACCUACCUGGGUUACCAACAAGAGGAAGGGAAUUACCAAAGCAUGAACCGAAGUUUCAGUGAACAAAUAUCUCAAAUUGCACCAGACAUGAACAGCCGAGCAGACCUCAACAACAAUCAAAACUACAAAGUGUUAAAAAGAAAGAUGUGCGAAGCGGAGAUGGAUGAUACCAAAUAUUCCAUGGAAGCCGUUCACAACUCCCGCGCCGUCCUUUCGAACGCCAAGUUCAGAAAAAAGACAAUUUACAACAGGGAACAGACCGUCUUCCUCCAGAACCAGUUCGAUCUCAAUCCAUACCCAGACUUCGUGACACGAUGCCGUAUUGCAGAAAUCGCAGGGAUUCCAGAACCGAGAAUACAGGUUUGGUUUCAGAACCGAAGAGCGAGACAUCUUUGCAAACCCAAUACAUUUUCAGAGCAGAAGUCCUUAGGUACCGGAGGGCCUUCCAACAGCUUCAAGUAUAACCAAAACUUAAGGAGGAGCUACAGGACAACGGACAACCUGGAGAACAUGGGGUGGCCCUUCAAUCCUUCCUCAAAACAAUCUUGA
Messenger RNA from Nanorana parkeri, 747 nucleotides. Its product is annotated as homeobox protein siamois-like. The transcript is spliced from 3 exons. The coding region runs from base 1 to 747 and encodes 248 amino acids. Gene Ontology annotation, molecular function: DNA binding. NCBI's taxonomy places the organism in Eukaryota, Metazoa, Chordata, Amphibia, Anura, Dicroglossidae. The record is from RefSeq and is a predicted model, not a curated record.